This is a messenger RNA of Cotesia glomerata, 1297 nucleotides long. Its product is annotated as ubiquitin-conjugating enzyme E2 J1-like. The record is from RefSeq and is a predicted model, not a curated record. The transcript is spliced from 5 exons. Bases 390 to 1178 code for a protein of 262 amino acids. Lineage: Eukaryota; Metazoa; Arthropoda; Insecta; Hymenoptera; Braconidae.
ACGGUCCAUAUACUUACACUUAGAGAUAAGAACUGUGUUGGUAUAUGUAAUAAACUUCAAUAUAUAUGUACUUACUUUAGUUUUUCAUUUUGUUAUCUACGUGACAGGACACGUAAAAGUAAUAUUUUAAAUUAUUCGUUUAUAUUUUUACAAAUAUAAUAUUAAAUUUUUAGUCUUUGUCAUUCUCUAGUGAUAAUUCAAGUUUUAAAUAGAUUUAUGUGGAUUGUUUUAUAAAAUCACUAAUUUGUUAACUGUAUGGACAAAUCAAUUUUUCAGAGUUAAUGUAUAUAAAGUAUAUUAUGCCUAUGAUAGUUUCAAGGUCUUGUCGUUUGUGUUAGAAAAAAAUAAAACAUUGUAUCAAUAGGAACAUAUUCAUAAAUUUAAUAGAAAUGUCAUUUGAAGGAAAAUAUAACACCAAAAGCCCAGCUGUCAAGAGGUUGAUGCGAGAAGCUCAAGAACUUAAUGAAGCUACUGAUGAGUAUCACGCCUCGCCUUUAGAAGAUAAUUUAUUUGAAUGGCACUUUACUGUACGCGGACCACCAUCGACUGAUUUUGAGGAUGGAGUUUAUCAUGGAAGAAUUAUUCUACCACCGGAAUAUCCUAUGAAACCACCAAAUAUUAUUUUACUUACUCCGAAUGGGAGAUUUGAAGUUCUGAGAAAAAUAUGUCUAAGUAUUUCUGGACAUCAUCCAGAAACUUGGCAACCAUCUUGGAGUAUUAGAACAGCUUUAUUGGCUCUUAUUGCUUUCAUGCCAACUCCAGGAAAUGAUACCAUUGGUUCAUUGGAUUAUACUGCUGAAGAACGACAAAAACUUGCUAAAAAAUCGCAGAGCUGGGAAUGUAAUAUUUGUGGAAAAAUUGUAGAUUUAUUAUCCAAAGAAGAUUCAUCAAAAUGUAACAAAACUAAGGAUAAACCCAUGUUUAAUUCUGUAAAUACAUUAAAAGAUGAAGAGACUCCAUCAUCAUCAUCUAAUGCUACAAGAACAGCUAUUAGAGAAAGUCUAAGGCAACGUUUAAUUGACCCAAAUCGUUUAGGAAAUCCUGCACAUCAAACAAAUUCUGUCAAUCAACAAUUUUCAAAUUUAUCGUCUAACGAUUUCUUUUGGACUAUCAUAAUUGUUUUUUUGGUAUCAGCUAUUGUAUUCCUUGUUUUCCGACGAACAUUUUUAAAAUUUUAAACAUAAAAUAUACUAAAAUUUAACUAAUUAAUAUAACAAAAUGUAAAAAUGUUACCAUGUUGGAAAAUAUCUUUUUGUUUUUAUUCGUUUUGACUUUGGCAAAGACGUGAAUAAUUUUA